CAAUUAAUUAUUUUGGCACGCUAUAUAUUGUGUAGACAAGAAUCUAUUCCGGAUCUUUUUCUGCAUGUCUUAUACCGGUGUCCUGAAACGAUGCUGCGGUCGAAUAACAUGAUGAUGAUGCCUCGUUAAGGGUUUAUUUUUGGCUUAUCAGACUCUGCAUCGGAUAAACGACUUGGGGAGUUUUCAGCCCCGGGCGUACACAGAUCAAAAGCCGUUUCCCAGGCCGUGGAAAGACAUGGAGAUUAAGGGAGAGAGAGGAUAGAGAGAGCUGAAGCUCCUCUCCCAUCAGAUAAUACCGCUGCCUCGGGCCGGGAUGCAGAAAACACACCGAGUUUCAAAAUCGCAGGAUGUGUGAAUAAACGCCAGCCAUUUAAAGCACGUAAACAUUCGGAUAACCGAUACUGAAUACUGAUCAGGCCUGUUAAGGAAUCAGAACAGAGGAGGGCGGCAUUUUAGACGCGUCAAUCUCAUCCUUGUGAGGAAGAAAGGCCUCAUGGGACGCCAUGCAGGGUUAAAAUGUUUUUGCACACUCAUGAGUUACCACAACCAGAAGUUUUCAACCACGGACACAAACAGAUCGUGUGCAGUUGUGAUGGUGGACACGUACUCUGGCAUGGGCGUACAUUUUUCACACAUGGACGUCUGAAACACAAGUUAUCAUGUGGAUAUCUGUAUUGCAAGAUUCAUGUGACUUUGUGAACCGUGUUUUUCUGCCAGUUUGUCUCUCAUCAAAGUGUGAGCGUAGAUCACCUCAGAGUGGAGAAUGAGCUCUCAUUUAGGACACAAGGACAUCAAGAGCUCCGUUUCAUAUUUUGUACUCGUAAUUACGAUCUUUUCUUAGACUGACUGUUCCGGAGGGAAUCCAGACUCCACUGAGACUGUAGAACGAGAGUCGUAUAGUUUGUCUUGUAGUUUAUUUUUUCCCUUAUACUUUUUGUUUCACCUCCCAUCAAAACAGAUUUUUUUUUUCUUUUUCUUUCUGUAGUCUGACGUCAUGCUCGCAUGCACUCAUCUGCUGUGAUGCUUUGAGAGAUUGGAGACCGGUCUCUGAGCGAGUACUGUGUGAAUGCCUCAACUCAAGUUGCUGCUUCCUUUGAGUUCUUUCUGAUCUAACAUGGGGCUUCCCGGAGAUUUGCACUAAAAGAGCUUUGCUGGCACUUGAUUUUCCUUUUAUUGACCAAAUCUUGUUACAUUCAAGCCAUAUGAACUUAUUUUUAAUCAAACUAGAGAUAUUUUUGUAUUACAGUAAAGUCAUAGAAUCGCGUAUUAUGUGUAUCUAUUUAGUCAUAUAUUUUUAUGUAUCAGCACAGACGUAUACGAAAAGACAUCUGCACUAUUGUAUGUUAACGUUUGUUUUUUGGAAAGAAUUGCACCUUGAUUUAUGAGAACAUAAUCUGUUUCACUAAAUCCAUGGCUACACACCAUCCUCACUCAGGUGGGAGACGACUUUCCUUCGCUCUCUGACGCCUCCCCCUGGUCCCCAGUUUUUUUUUUGACGCCUCCAAAUGCCUGUGGGUCUCAGUGUGGACGGGGCUCUGGGAUACCCCUCCCCAUCCCGCCCGUUCCGCCCCAGUCGCUAUGUGCCUGUGUCCGCAGCAACCGCCUUCCUUGUGGGGGCCUCGACGCUGUUUCUUUGUUUCACAUGUCCGUGGCUGGCAGAGCGGUUCUCCUCCUCCAUUCCGCUCUAUAAUGUUGUGGUCUUCCUCUUUACACUGGCCAAUUUCUGUAUGGCCACAUUCAUGGACCCCGGUAUCUUUCCUAGAGCUGAAGAAGAUGAGGACAAAGAGGAUGAUUUCCGGGCUCCGCUUUAUAAGACGGUGGAGGUGAGGGGCAUUCAGGUGCGGAUGAAGUGGUGCUCUACAUGUCGCUUUUACAGACCACCGCGCUGUUCACACUGCUCCGUGUGUGACAACUGUGUGGAGGAGUUUGACCACCACUGCCCAUGGGUGAAUAACUGCAUUGGCAGAAGGAAUUAUCGUUAUUUCUUUCUGUUCCUGCUCUCGCUCACUACUCACAUUAUGAAUGUGUUUGGCUUCAGUCUGCUGUACAUCCUCCAUCACACUAAACAUCUGGACCAGGUGGACUCUGGAGUCACUAUGGCGGUGAUGUGUGUGUCUGGUCUGUUUUUCGUCCCGGUUGCGGGACUCACUGGGUUCCACAUUGUGCUUGUUGCCAGAGGGAGAACAACCAACGAACAGGUCACUGGGAAGUUCAGGGGUGGCGUUAACCCCUUCACACACGGGUGCUUAAAAAACAUUGCACACGUGCUGUGUGGUUCACAGGCUCCCAGGUAUCUUGGUCGCUUGCGAAAGCCUCAUUCUGUUGAGGUCCAGCCACCAUUUCUGCGGCCCCCUCUGUCAGAAGCCCAACUAGAAGCUAAAGCUGUGGAUAAUGGCAUCCAACAGUCUAAAAGUAGUUUGGAGAUAAUGGAGAGUCAGUCCACUGAUGCUGAUCCCCCUCCACCACCUAAACCAGAGCACAGAUACCCUGGGAUGCCUCACACACAAAAUGAAGCUUUCUUCCAAUCAGAGUGCAGCUUGCUGACCGAGGCUCCACCCACACCUUCAUUGUAUAAAUACAGGCCGUCCUACAGCAGUCCAGGAAAAAACCACACGGCCUCAACACAUUCCAGCAAGAUGAGUCGAGGGAACAGUAUGACCGAGUCUCCCUCUGUCCCCGUCACCACUGGGCAGCCCAGCUACCGCUCAGACCCCAGUUUGUCAAGCCGAGGGGGUGCAGGGUGCCGUGGGGGAGGGGAGGGAGGUAAAGCAGGCUCGGGGGGCCUGGGUGGGGCCUCUACAUUCGGUGGGCGAUCCUACCCAUCUUUUACCGACACCCUACUCCAAUCAGCAGCAGCCUCUUGCUCCUCAAGCCUUCGCUCCGCCCAUACGGCCCACAAUGCCCUCGGGCCUCUCAUCUCUGAGGGUACGACCUCCACUAGCUACAAGAGUUUAGCCAAUCAGACACGCAACGGCAGCUUGUCAUACGAAAGUCUGCUGACACACUCCGAAAGCCCGGAGUUUGAGUCUGCUGCUCACGAGUUGUCCCCGCCCAGACCACACCCUCCGCACUCUCUUAGCACAGCAGCGGGGGCCCCGCCUAUUUCAGGGUACACGUCCCCUUUCCUGUCAGCUCAGCAGAGGGAGGGCUCUCUCCAGGCCUGCCCUGCCCCCCUAAGACCCUCCCCCAACAGAGCUUUCCUGCGCCCAACAAGCUCACCCCCUUCUCGGGCUCCGCCCCUUUCUCCUCGGGCUCGCUCAUUGGGCUCCCCUCCUCCUGGCCCCGCCCCUGGCCAUACACCUUUGGGCAAAUCAUUGUCCUAUGCAGGUGGCGCCGAAUUACAGCACCGCCCCUCUAGCUCAGGGGGCGGGACUCCGAUGCAGAAUAACACUGUCUCUUUCUUCCUGCAACCCAUGGCCACUCUGCUGUCCCUUGAAUUUCUGUACACACCCUCCAUCUUUCUGUUCUUUUUCCUUCUCUGUUCUCUUUCUUUACGUUCAUCUGCUUUCUUCUGCCCUCCCCUCCUCCUGCCUUGUGGCCAUAAGGAUGACUCUGUCUCUGUGCUAAGCUCGACUAUUAAACAAAAUGUGGCCAAUCAUAACACCCCCUCACACAAACCUGUAGGAGGGGUGAAGAAAGUGACUGGUGUUGGAGGAACGACCUAUGGGAUUUCAGUGUGACUGACAAAAGAGAAUCAGGAUUCAUUCUGCAGUUUUUGCCCUUUUGAGCUUCAGCCAGACGGAUGUAAAGCUGCUCAACCAAACAUGCAAAAAAGACUACAAGAAGAAAUCGUGUUUCCCAGUCAAGCUUCAUCAGUCACUAAGAAGGACGUACACUGAGAACAUGGACCAGUGAAGACAAAUCUUCUUUUAUCAGUUUUCUGAAUAUCGAUAUGGUACACAAAUCCUUAAGACUUUCUUAGUUAUUUAAAGAAUCAUUUGGUACUUCAAUGUAUUCCCUUCCGAUUUAUAUGCAUGACUGUCCAAUGAUCAAUGACCAUUCAGCCUUAGCAGGCGGGACCAUGUGAGACACACUGAUGCCUAGUUCAGAAUAACGUCAACAGAAACCACAAGCCUCUCAGCUGUCAGCCAAUAAGUAUUUGAAAAUAUGACUACAUGAAUCACUGUUCAGUCUUGCAUAUUCCAUAGCACGCUUUUUCAAACCCCUAAAGAGACCGUUCAACAAAAAUGAAAAUUCUGUCAUCGUUUUCCAAACCCAUAUUACUGACUAGAUUUUUUAAUGAAUGUUAAUGCUGCUCUUUUACAGACAAUUGUGUCCACAUACUUUCCUGCUCCAAAAAAAGGCCAUAAAUCUGGUCAAUAGAACUUCGAAAGUCUUCUAAAACAGUGGUUCUCAACCACUUUGGGGAAACAUGACUUAAAAUGAUUUAAAAUAAGAAAAUAAAAUGUUGUAAAGUCAUAUGACAGCUGAUAGAUGCAAAAUGCAACAGUUGUUGUGACAAGUUUGAAAACGUUCAUGUGUGCUGCUGAUCACAUAACUUUCAUUUUUGGGUGAACGUUUUCUUCUUUUUUGCUAUUAUUAUUUUAUACAGGUACAGAUAUAUAAGUAUUAAGUUUGAUAAAGAAGAUAAUAUUAAGAUGCAGGCAUAUAUGAUGUUUGUUUUAGGUUGGAUAGUGUUUGUCAGAUUUAUAUGGCUGCAUCAGCCAGAUGAAGUUGUCAGCCAAAGAAACUCGGUCUGUUUGACAGAUAGCACACUCGUCAAGUAGGAGUGAAUGUGUCUAAAGACACAAGUUACUAGAGCACAAAAUAUUAAGCGAAAGAUUAUUUACAUUAAGUACUGAAUAUAUUGUAUGCAAAUUGUAACAAUGUGUCGGCGUGUCCACCAAUCAAGAGCCACACCCUCUUGACAAAUGGUCAGCCAAUCACAAGAGAGUUUAUUUAUUUAGCCAGUGCAAGUACAUGCUGGAUUCACCAUCAUAUAGAUGGGGACAUCGAUUUUAAAAAUUGUCUUUUGUUUUAACUUUUUUUUUUUUUUUUUUUACUGGACAUUGGUUCAAAUAAACAGCCAGAGUACAGUGAUUGUCUCCUCAUAGAUAUAUAAGUUUGAUUGUAUUUUUCAAUGUGAGAGAAUGAGUAUGACAUUUUAUUUGAACUUACCUGACUUUUGUACAAGAGCACAUUCCAACUAUCUGCUUGGUUCAGAUCAGAGGUCGUUCACGUCUUUUGUCUGCUUUUUGAGAUCUGAGGACCAGUCAGUGUAAGAUAAACGUUUUUUUUAUUAUUUUAUUUUAUAUCUUUCAUCAUUUCCACCAUGGCCUUAUGAUGCCUUUUAACUGUUUUCAAGGGUGUUUCAGUCUGCAUAGUUGCUCCUACAGAUGACAGAUAGAGGAUUGUUGUGUUGGGUAAGAAUGCAGACUCGUUUAACCCUUCUGUAUUCCUUUAAUGCCGCUGACUCUGAGUCAAAUGAGCAACACGUUUUCAACAGAACAAUAAACAACAGAAUGAACAUGA
Molecule: messenger RNA, 5472 nt
Organism: Carassius auratus (goldfish)
Lineage: Eukaryota; Metazoa; Chordata; Actinopteri; Cypriniformes; Cyprinidae
Product: palmitoyltransferase ZDHHC5-like
Exons: 13
Coding region: 1506-3680 (724 amino acids)
Biological process (GO): protein palmitoylation
Molecular function (GO): palmitoyltransferase activity
Source: RefSeq, a predicted model, not a curated record